Papaver somniferum (opium poppy) is the source of this 2375-nucleotide messenger RNA. Its product is annotated as protein BONZAI 1-like. The transcript is spliced from 16 exons. Gene Ontology annotation, molecular function: calcium-dependent phospholipid binding. NCBI's taxonomy places the organism in Eukaryota, Viridiplantae, Streptophyta, Magnoliopsida, Ranunculales, Papaveraceae. The record is from RefSeq and is a predicted model, not a curated record. Gene Ontology annotation, cellular component: plasma membrane. Gene Ontology annotation, biological process: cellular response to calcium ion. Bases 273 to 2039 code for a protein of 588 amino acids.
UUCUCUCACUGCUGCUCAUAAAUACUACUGCAGCCAAAAUAUUGUCUUCUUUUAUCGAAACAAAAACAGUUCAUUCACAAUCACAUCCAUAACUUCUUCUCUGUUUGCCCUAAAAUAGUGGGAGUGUGAUAAAUAUUUGGAUUUUUGUCAUAAUCAAGAGGAAAAAAAAAGUACAAGAAUGGGCGGGCGUUCAUCAUCUCUGAGCAAUAGAGGAAGUAAUCAAGUGGCAGCAGCAUCUAUUCACCACAGUGCAUAUGAUUACAUAAUGUCAAAUGGUUCUCAUCAAAAAGCAACCAACAUUCAGAUUAUCUUUGCAGUUCAUCUUAUCUGCUAAAGGUUUACGGAAGCAGCUCUCACAGAGUGGUGUCAUGGCAGUUGUAUACAAGAAGAACAGCGAUGGAAACCUUAAGGAAAUUGGCCGUACAGAGGUGAUAAGGAAUUCAUGUAAUCCUAAUUGGAUAGGAAAUGUCUUCACGUAUCAUCAGUACUACUUUAGGCAACCACAAUUGGUGUUCUGUGUGUAUGAAGUUGGCAGCAAAGAUGCUGGUUUGCCUGCUAAUCAGUUGAAACUGGACGAGCAAAACAUCAUUGGAGAGGCCAGUCGUUGUCUGUCAGUUAUUAUUAAGGAAUGCGACGCAGAUUUGAAAUUUCCAUUAAUUCAAAGAAAUGCACAAGGAGAUGAGAAAAGUCGAGGGGACCUGAUUCUCUGUGUGGAAGAAACAGUCGCUGCAAAGCAAUCUGUUAAGAUGGUUUUCCGUUGUUCCAAGUUGGUGAACAAAGAUCUUAUUAUACCUAAAAGAGGCCGUUUCUUACGAAUUUCUAGAUUUAAAGAAGGUGGAAAUAUCGCAAUUCAUCAAACAGAAGUAGUGAAGAACGAGCAGAAUCUUACUUGGAACCCUAUGUGUCUGACCACACAGCACUUUCGAAGAAAGGACACCCAUUUGGUGAUUGAGUCUUUUGCUUCCAGUAGCAGCGGUAGUCAUGCUCUUAUAGGAAAAAUCGAAACAACAGUUGGUGACUUGGAAAAGCUUCACAACGAAAAAAGAGGAAUGAAUUUUCUGAAAUUAUCCUCUCGCAACCAACCGAAGGAACUGGAGUCACAGAUCUUUGUCGAAACUUACACUGAGGAGACACUUUACACAUUUUCGGACUACGUUGAGAGCUUGAAGCUUGAGUUUAUUGUUGCUGUUGACUUUACAACUUCAAAUGGAAAUAGUGAUCCUUCACAUCAAUUGAAUGCUUACCAGCAGGCUAUAUCUAAAGUUGGAGAGGCCAUUAAGCCAUUUGAUUUUGAUAAGCGCUUUUCUGCAUGGGGUUUUGGUGGAAAACCAACUGGCGGUGUGGUUUCACAUUGUUUUAAUUUGAAUGAAAGUCCUGGAGAAACCGAGGUUGACGGGGUGGAUGGUAUCUUGUCUGCUUAUUCACAUGCCCUACAGAGGAUCACUCUGGGUGAUCAUGCUGCAUUUGGGGAGGUUAUAACAAAAGCUGCAGAACAUGCUUCCAAUUCCAUGCCUGAUACACAUUCCGUCUUAGUAAUUAUCACGGCUGGUAUACUUGCUGAUAUCCAGGAAACGAUAGAUGCUUUGGUGGGGGCUUCAGCAUGUCCCCUAUCAAUUGUCAUAGUCGGUGUUGGUGAAGCCGACUUCAAAGACAUGCAGAUCCUGGAUGCUGACAAUGGAGGACGCUUAAUCAGUAGUACGGGGAUCGAAGUAGAACAUGACAUUGUGCAAUUUGUGCCUUGGUGCGACCUUCAGGAUGGCCACUGCAUUCUUGAGGAACUAUUUGCUGAGCUUCCUGAGCAAGUUUUAACAUACAUGCGAAGCAAGGGCAUUAAGCCACCUCUCCAUCAGCUAGCCAACAAUAUAGUUUCUGCCAGGAUCAGGAAACAAAACCUUUUGAUGAGGGGCUUUAACAAAAUUUCUCAACCUUCAAGUUUUGUCCGUCCUAUGGUUAUGAGGUUGGCUGGUGCGGCAACCACUAUAGCUCCAUAUUUUAGGUGGCUCCUUCCCAAACGGAGACGUUUUUCUUCUUUAACCUAAACGAAGGAAGAAUUUAGACAAGAACUAGGUGUCACCUGGGCCUUAGGCCCAGGCUAAGCCACUGCUAAUUUCAAAAAUUGGGUUGAACAUUCCUGAAAAUAGGCCCUGAUAGAACUUAUAAUAGGCUUGGCUGCUCGAUAGGCUAUUUUCUUAGUGAUCUAAUUAUUUUUAAACAAGAUUUUUUACAAGUUAAUUCAGAUCUGUCUGUAUAUAGGUUGUAUGUAGUUAAAGGAGAUUAGUAAGCAGAUGAGUUGGUAGUUAUGGUUUGUUAAUUCAUUUUGCACCUAUUGUUGUAUUGCUCUUGGUGUCCAUAUAUAAAUGCAACAUUCAUAAUCA